Aplysia californica (California sea hare) is the source of this 1659-nucleotide messenger RNA. Its product is annotated as stabilin-2. Lineage: Eukaryota; Metazoa; Mollusca; Gastropoda; Aplysiida; Aplysiidae. The record is from RefSeq and is a predicted model, not a curated record.
AACAUCCCCUGCAGCACCGGUUUCUACCACCACGUAGACGCUGUCCUUGUGCCAGACAUCAUAGACCAGAUGCUUCCCCACAGAUGUACCCAGAUACUCGAGAAAGAGGUUCUGGGUCGAUGUGGAGUCUGUGGAUCCCCGAAAAGGUGUCCAAAGAACUCGGAUGUACCAACGACGAAGCAGAAAAGUUGCAGCUACUGGGCACGCAGAUAUGGACGGCCCAAAAGGAUGCGAGGAUGUGCCAAAAUUUGCACCAGAGAAGUCAAGGUUCCCAAGUGCUGUGAGGGUUUUCACGGUAUUGACUGUAUACCCUGCCCCGGUGGUUUCAAAAAUCCCUGCAACGGUCAAGGAAAGUGUUCGGAUGGGCUCACCGGCUCAGGCCUAUGUUAUUGUGAUCCCUCUUUCAUGGGCACUGCUUGUGAACUCUGCAGGCAGAAAGAUGUCUUUGGGCCUCAUUGUAACAAUUCAUGCACAUGCCUCCACGGACAGUGUGACGAGGGCCCCCAGGGGUCCGGCCUGUGCAAGUGGAACUCGUGUCAGCUGGACUACGUCGGGGACAAGUGUAACAAGAAACUGAUGAAGUGCGGCCAGGACGUGACCCUGUGUCAUGCCAACGCCGAGUGCUACGUCAACGAUGACGACAUAGCCAGUUGCCGAUGCCUGCCUGGGUACAGAGGUGACGGUGAUGAAUGCGUAGCCAUUAACCCUUGUGCAGAUGAGCCCAACGGAGGGUGUGACCCACAGCAUUAUUGUGUCUGUAACGAAGGUUUUACGGGGAAAGGAGAUGUGUGUAUAUCACUGGACCCGUGUGCUGUGAAUAAUGGCGGAUGUCAUCCAAAGAACGUGGAAUACCGGAACAAUAUACUGAACCGGCUGGACGAAGAACCGAUGACGUUUUUCGCCCCGUCUGACGAAGCAAUGGCCAACUUUGCCAAAACUCGAGAUCCGCCCGGUGGAGGGGACUACUGGGACGAGGAGGAGAACGUUCUUUGGUUUCUUAAUUUCCACACUUUGUACAAAGAUCUAACGACUGAAGACUUCCUGAAAAUGGCUGACAUCUUACACAAGUAUCCCACAAUGUUUGAUGGGUAUUCUAUCAAUAUGGUAUCCACGAAUCAGACCCUGCACAUAUACGUCAAUCAUUCCGAGUUUGCAUCCUUUGUCCAGCCUGAUAUGCCAACGCUGAACGGACAUCUUCAUGUCAUAGACAAAGUCCUGGAGCCUUUCUUUCCAGACGAUGACGCCCCUUCCUUGAUCGACACUCUGACGUCAAACCCUGAGUACUCGCUGUUUGCAGAUGCAUUGAAGGAUAUGGGCUUACUGGCUCAUCUGGAAGAUCUGGACGAGUUCACAGUGUUCGUCCCAACAAACAAAGCUAUGGAAACACUGGACUACCCCAUGAGCCCAGAAUUCCUCAAAUACUACGUGGUUCCGCGGUUAGUCUUCACACCGACGGUGAUGAACAGCGAUCAAGUGGCCACUCUUUUGGGACAGACUCACAGACUGGAGCUCACGGCCACGGAUGAUGGGAUCUUCGUGAACCAGAUACCCAUCGUUCGUGCUGACGUGCUGUUUGACGCAGGAGUGCUCCACGUCAUCAACGAAUUGAUACAUCCGGUCCUUAACCGAUGUGACGUCAGCGAUCUCCAAGUGCAGGCA